Pararge aegeria (speckled wood butterfly) is the source of this 1851-nucleotide messenger RNA. Its product is annotated as protein SCAI. Gene Ontology annotation, cellular component: nucleus. Bases 73 to 1836 code for a protein of 587 amino acids. NCBI's taxonomy places the organism in Eukaryota, Metazoa, Arthropoda, Insecta, Lepidoptera, Nymphalidae. Gene Ontology annotation, molecular function: transcription corepressor activity. The transcript is spliced from 9 exons. The record is from RefSeq and is a predicted model, not a curated record. Gene Ontology annotation, biological process: DNA-templated transcription.
UAUGUGUUAAAGUUGAAAUACUUGGAUAAGAGCGUUUACGUUAAGUAAAUUUGCCUACAAACAGUUAUUAUAAUGACUCCUGUUUCUGACCAAGAACGGAAAAUAAUCAUCGAAUUCUGCCAUUUGCUGGAAAAAUCUAAGCAAUUGUUCAACGGCCUAAGAGAUCUACCCCCGCAUGGCCAUAAGCAGUGGCAUGUCCACUUUGGCCGCACAUUUGACAUUUACUCUAAGCUCUGGAAAUAUCAGCAGCAACAUCGCCUGCUACUUGACACUCGUUAUGGAUUAAAAAGAUGGCAGAUUGGGGAAGUUGCAUCGAAAAUAGGACAGCUUUAUUACCAUUAUUACUUACGAACUAGUGACACGGCUUACUUAGUUGAAUCAUAUUCAUUCUAUUCCGCAAUAAGAGGAAGGCAUUACUACCAUUUAGCCAGUAAAGAGAUUAGAUGCGAGCUAAUGGUGAAGAAACUUCGGUUCUAUGCCAGAUUUAUCGUGGUUGCUAUCCUUUUACAACAGCCUGUUAUUAUUGAUGAAUUAGUUGCGGAACUGGAUAAGCAAGUUGUUGCAUACGGGCAUGUGUACGACCCAAAUGACCAAAUAGAAUGGUUCAAUGUUUUAGCUGAAGUAAAAGCGUUCUUGGUGGCUGAACCUGGCGUCACCGUUAUCGAUCCUAUAGACAGAAAUAGAGUUGUCACUAUCGGCGGGAGAAUUAAUUACCUAUCUGUACCGCAAUUGGAACGGACUGCACAAAUGUAUCUUACUCUGCAAGAUGCAAUAAUAAUUGGGAGUGGUACACAGCUCGUCAAAUUCUCUGAGCUCACGAUAGAUAUGUUCCGGAUGGUGCAAAACUUGGAAUGGGAAGUUCAUGUUCCACCCAGAAAUUCAUCUGGAGGAUCCCCUAAAGACAAGCAAAGAUGUGACAUUGCUACUUGUGAACCACUCAAAAGUGCGCCUCAAUGUCGAGGAGUUAUGGAUGAGGAAGAGGCCAGCCAUGUCAAUCCACACAAAUUCCUUUUAUUUAAACCAUCUGCAAAUCAAGUGCUAAUUUAUUUGGCGAGCAGCUGCAAUGACUUACCACCAAAUGGCGUCCUUCUUAUAUAUAUUUCAGCGAAUGGUCAUCCCCAUCAACAGAAUAAACAUGUUGAAGAUUAUGGAUACGACGUCGGCGGCGUAAUAACGACAUCAAAGUCAGACAUAUAUAGAGAGUACAACAAAGAAGUCAAAGGGUCUACUCCAAAAAGCAAAGAAUCUCAGAUACUGUACCCGGGCGACUUGCAUCCGUUUACAAGAAAACCACUUUUUAUCAUUGUCGACUCAGACAAUUCUUAUGCUUUUCAACAUAUUCCUAGGGUGUUCGGUCAACCUCUUAUUAUUCUUAUGUCACCACUAUCGGUCCCGUCUAACCUGAUGGAUAGGAAAAACCAAGGGAGUAUCUUCACCCUGUUCUUGCACAACCCGAUAGCUGGCCUUUGCAACUCAUGUGAUGUACAUACCAUCGAUAUAACCACUUGGCAGCGAUGCGUCUCGUUGCGUGAUACUUUUAUGAAAGAAGCAUCCAAAUUUCUAAUGAGAAUACGAAUAGAUCCAAUGUUCUACGCUUUCUUGGGUGAUAUACACCUAAGACUGAUAUUACUUCGGUACAUAUUCUGCGAGUGUGCUUUGCGGAUGCACAAAAGUUUCCGCUCGAGGACAAAUUUGCCCCGGUCUGUACCUCCUUUGCCAGAAGAACUGUUCAUGCAGGAAAUUCUGGUGGCAAAGGUCUUGAAUAUGACAGAGUUGAUUGGGAUUGAGACUUGCUUUUUUGACCCCCUAGCAGCGGGGCCAUCUACAACGGACUAAUGACACGACCUUAAA